CCUAGUUCUGAUGGAUUCACAGCUGCUGAAAAUAUUUAAUUUCGGAACUUAGCACUUCACACUAUUGGAUUCAGCAUAUGAAUAUAAUUUAUUUGUACACAACAUAAAUGCUACUAUGGGCAACCCCAAUGUCGUCACGUUAUGUUGGCAACAAUCAUCAUGGAAGAAUUAGAUCAUCAUUAAGAGAAUGAUUGUUUCUCUAGCCGAACUUUCAAUUUACUAUAAGCACGCAUGGGACAGGCGGAAUAAAAGGUCCUAUUUAGCGGAUGUCAUUUUGGCGGCCCAUAUAUCAGAACAUUCCGCGAUUUAUUUCCUUUUCAGCAGCGAUGUUAACAAAGUACACCCGGUAAUUAUUCAGUUGAUUUUUAGUUCGCAGAAUUAUUUUCAUCCAAAACAUGUUAAUGCCGUUAUUUCACCGUUUAUUGCGUCUUUAUUUAUUUAAGUUUGUUCGACUUCAAAGUAGAACUAUGGUGUUAGCUCUUAAACGACGGAAUUACCCUUCAAGAUGGCAGCCACCAUAUGCUCAAGAUGUUCGAUCGCUGGAGUAUUACUCUCCGAUUUGACAAAAACUAUACAUAUGUAUUGUUAUGAAUCUAGCGAGCUAGUGGUUUUUCUUGCUGAAAUAACGCUUAUUGGUCAUUUCUUCAGGAUUAUACCUGCAUAUUCAAAAACGGUGAAUAAGAAUACAAAGGGACUUCCUCGGAAAGAUCUGUGCUACAUAACAAUUGGUUUUCCGGACAUUAUUUGCGUUCGUGUUUAAUUUUUCGACUGAAAAAUUCGUUAGUACUUCGUUCUAUCCAGUGAGUUCUGCAAUCAGACAUUGAGAUUAAAUACGAUCCUCUCGCAGUUGAAAAGCCACUACUUCCUCUUUUAGUGAAUUUUUUUAUAAUCGUCACCCAAAUGGCUACGUUACGAGUGCUGGAAUUGUACAGUGGAAUUGGUGGAAUACACUUUGCGCUCGCAAAGGCGUUUUCCACCAAUGGCCCUCUCGCAGAUUAUAUUAAUUUCGAGGUCGUCACUGCUGUGGACAUUAAUACGGUGGCUAAUGCUGUUUACCAGGAGAAUUUCAAAACGAAAGUUCUCAAUCGUCAAAUACAGUCACUUUCAGCAAAGGAACUGUCUGGCAGCCUUUCGAGUUGCCUCCUGACAAUGAGUCCUCCAUGUCAACCUUUCAGUCGGCAAGGAAAACAGCUAGGGGGGGACGAUCCUCGAACAUCUUCGUUCCUUCACCUUUUGGAUAUUUUCCCACAGCUUAGUGAACACAAACCCAAAUUUGUUUUUCUGGAGAACGUAAAAGGUUUUGAAGGCAGUCCUGUAUGCGACGCAUUUUUGAACUGUCUCGAACGAUGUGGCUUUGUUUACCUGCAGUGCCUCUUAUCACCGAACCAAUUCAACGUACCUAAUUCACGUUUGAGAUAUUACUGUAUGGCAAUUGAUAAGUCUCGAUGCAAUAAUCCACUAUUCGGCACGGAACGCAGCAGAAUUAUCGAAGAUUCGUCGGUUUUAGGCUUAGGUGAAGAUCUCACAGUGACUAUCGCUGACUAUCUGGACGAAGUUGCUCAGGAAAGUGAGCAACUGGUACUCGACGUAGCUACGCUCGCCAAGAACGCCAUGGUGCUAGACAUCGUUGAUAAGUCUGCUCACACCUCGUGUUGCUUCACGAAAAAUUAUGGUCGCUACAUGAAAGGUACCGGUUCGGUGUUGGCAAACUGUACCCGGGAUGAAAUUGAGGCGGCCUAUUCUGCUCCAGAUCAUCAGAGAACCGCUCGCAUUCAUGCAUUGGGUCUCCGGCUGUUCAGCCCGCGAGAGGUGGCAUCUCUAAUGUGUUUUCCGCCUUCGUUCCGUUUCCCACCUGGAACAAGCCUCAAAGAAUCGUACCAGCUCCUUGGAAACAGUGUCAAUGUGCACGUAAUAUCUGUGCUAUUAAGCUUUAUGCUAGGCUCUGUAAAAAUUUCAAGUUCUAAUCGAAAAUAAUUGCCGAACCUGUCUGUGAUAGAAUGCAGUGUCUGCAUUUUGGCCUAUGUGUUUUGCCUUCUGUGGCUUCUAGUUUACCAACUUGAGUGCUAUACUCAGUCGGUUAAAACUGUGGACAAUAUAUCCGUCAGGUGAUAAUAUAAAAUUCUCGAUGUAAAUAGAUUCAUUCAACUUGUCAGCUAUAAUAGAUACCUUCCAUAACUUCAGCGGAUAGCCCUCGUAAUGAAUUGACGGAAGUACCCCAGUUCUAGGGUAUGAGACAAAAAUACAUUCAUCUCGAUCUCUACAUCGCGCUGUAUUUAGUUGUAUAAAUGUUAGGGCUUUUCAAUGGGAAAUAACAAAAAUAGUCAAAUGAAACGAAAAAAGUGAAAAAGCAGACUACUACGUUUAGAAUUGGCAGAUAGCAUGGCUAAGGCGGUAAGACAUUCUGUCGGAUUUGACGAAAGCACACCAUAUCGGUCCUGUUCUAAUCUAAUCGGGACUGUACGAUCGCCAUUUCCAAACUGGCAUUCGGUGCCUUCCCUUUCCAAAAAAGUAGCAUUAUCGUAGAGGUUCUAUUCGUAAGGUUGGCCAAAAAGACAAUUGACCGUUUCAUUGUCGAUGAUUUUUUCUGACUAUAAAGUAAAACCAUUAUACAGCGUACUAAAGAGUAAAUAACAGGUUUUCGAAUGUCACUUAAAAUACGUUUAAAACACCUGUAAAGGUCAGAAGCAUCAUUUGACUCUUACUAGGUCAAAUUGCGCUUUACCAAGGAGCGGCAUCCAUCAGAGUAUUUAAUUUUAUUAGCCAACUAAUGUAAUUAAUCUAAUAUUUCUAGUACUAUAUAUGUAUAUGAAUUAAUUCGUGUCGGAUAUUAUGCAUACUACCUGUGUUAAUUAUCUUCCAAUAGAAACGCAACACUUACAGGGUAUCCAAAAAACUGAAUCAUUUCGAGACUGACUUUGGAGAUAAAGAGAAAUCCUUAGAUUAAUCCUUGUCUGUUGCUAAUUAAAUUAUAUACUGCUUAU
Varroa destructor (honeybee mite) is the source of this 2981-nucleotide messenger RNA. It is a transcript of the gene Mt2, whose product is annotated as tRNA (cytosine(38)-C(5))-methyltransferase. Gene Ontology annotation, cellular component: nucleus. Gene Ontology annotation, molecular function: methyltransferase activity. The record is from RefSeq and is a predicted model, not a curated record. NCBI's taxonomy places the organism in Eukaryota, Metazoa, Arthropoda, Arachnida, Mesostigmata, Varroidae.